Prunus armeniaca (apricot) is the source of this 660-nucleotide messenger RNA. The record is from the annotation of a GenBank genome assembly. Lineage: Eukaryota; Viridiplantae; Streptophyta; Magnoliopsida; Rosales; Rosaceae.
AUGAAUGCUAUUCGGUCUAGUGUCAUCAAAAAUUUGUGGAACGAACGUAAUGAGGUGCUGUUUGGCUCCCAACCCACCCCUUCCGGCGUUUUGGUUAAACGAGCGAAGGACUAUGAUGAUGAAUUUAAAUGGUCUUCUGUUGCCAAUCAUAGGAGCUUAUCCUCGCCGGUUCGUGAUGUUAAAUGGAGGCCUCCUACGGGUAAUUGUUUCAAGCUGAACGUGGAUGGGGCAACUGACAUGGAGCCGGGAGCUAGGGGAGCUGGUGCAAUCGUCCGUGACUCUCAAGGCAAUCUGGUUGGGGCUCUAGCUAUGCGGGCACCAAGUCGGAUCUCUGUACUUGCAACAGAGCUGUAUGCUCUUAAGGUCGGACUCUCUUUUGCGUUGGAGAUUGAGUCUGAUUCCUUGCAGGCAGUUUCUAUGGUCAACAGUGAGGAGGAAUGCCUUGAUGCUGAGGGAGGUCUGGUGGAUGGGGUGCAACGCCUCCUGGUCAGUUCUGCGUCUUCUACUGUUCGCUAUAUUCCUCGCCAAGCGAACAAGGCUGCCCACCGAAUUGCCCGCUUCAGUCUUCGCGAUCAAAGUUUGUCGUACUGGUUGGAUGUGGGUCCUUUGUGGCUUAUGGAUGCUGUUUUUGAUGAUUGGCAUGUGCCUACUAUCGUUUGA